AUGUUAAACAACAACACAUUUACGAACGCGACAAACAGCACAAAUGGCACUGGAGCUGGAGCUGGAGCUGGACCCCGACCUCCUCCUUUCCCCCAAGUUGACGUCGUUGCUAUGGUCUUCUUUUGCAUCCUUGCCUUGAUGAUUGUGUUUGGAAACUCGCUAGUUAUCGGUGCAUUUCGCGUUAACAGACGACUUCGCACGACAACCAAUCUGCUAUUGAUGUCCUUAGCCAUCGCUGAUUUGCUGAUCGGAACGGUCUCUGUGCCGCUAUGGGUUUAUAUAUCUGUGACAUAUACCUUUAGAGGUCCAUUGUAUGAUUUUUAUUUGAUUUUUGAUGUCAUCUGCAGCGUGUCUUCCAUCCUAAAUCUCACUGCCAUCAGCCUAGAGAGGUGUUAUGCUCUACUGCACCCGAUAAAGCAUCGAAACAUCAGAAAACGUAAGUCACAAUAUUCCUUACUUGUACUUCAGGGAGGCCGAGCGUUUAGAGCGCGGGACUUAAAAUUCGGUGGCUCCGAGUUCAAGUCCCGCCUUGACUACUAGCUGGGAAGCUAGUGGCACGCUUGUGAAAUAGCCAACUGGUUCGCCUCCUACCAGCUGGGAUUUUUAACAUGAUGUUAUGUUAGGUAAUUCCCUUGAAAUUUUUCUACUAUCAAACCUUUUUUGAAACUUGGUAUAAUCAACAUUCAUGAUAUGAACAUAACAAAAAUUCAAUAAAAAGAUUGGGUCACCUUGCUUGUUUACACGUCAGCAGACUCUUAAACUGGGGUAUUUUUACUGGUCGUGCAUUAAAAUUCGAAUCCCCUUCUUACAGAAUUAAGUCUUUGUUUCUUGAAACACACAAAAUUUUAUCUUGAACAUAAAGCGUCUCUUAUUCAAAUAAGCAGUAUUGCUUUAUUUAAUUCGUUUUUGAUUGGCUGGUUGUGGGGAUAUUGCUUUUUUCGGACAGUUCCGUGGUUAGCUUGAUGUCCUCGCCUUGACCCAAAUACACCAAAUACGAAAAUAUUUUCCCCCAAAAAAAUCAUGUUCUACUAUCAAACUUUUUUGUUUUUCAAAUAUGUUCUUUAUUAGACUAUUUUUAGCAAAAUACUUGGGGAAAAAAUCGAGGUUCACCGUGCUUGUUUCCUCAAAAACUGCUGUGAAAGGUGAACAUGGUUUUGAGAUCGCAGUCGGAAUGGAUAAUUUGCGCGACGGGGACUGGGGCGAGAUACAAAAUAACGCCCAUCGUUUUCGAAGUAUGCAUUAGAGAUCAAGCUUAUUUUCGGUUGUUUUUAUGUGUUUGAUAUAUAUCGCCAACACAGAAAUUCAAACUUGAAAAGAGUACAUUAAAUACCAAGGAAUGAGUAAUCAGUUCUUGUUGUGCAAAAAGAUGCUUUCCAAAAUACGAAUUUUUCUCGCUUAAAAUGUCAGCUUAAGCGACGAAAAAUUGACACACCUUCUUUGUAACGAUUUUCCAAGUUUCAGUCGACGAAGGAAUGGGUAAAUAAAGUAAACUUGUGGAGUUUUGAACUCGAAAACUUUUUCAAAUUCGUGCUUGCGUGAUCAGGGGGCGAAAAGUAAAACAUCUUGACGCCACAACCAUGUUUACAUACUCUCAUGCAAACACUCCUCUCGGCCAGUCAGAGCGCGCGUACUAUCUUAGUUAUUUUAUAAUAUUACAUACUAAACCGUCCAAUAAGUUAUGAGUCACCUUUUGACCAUUUGUCUAUUUGCUGUUUACAGGGUCUGUGGUAGCCAUAAUCGUCGUUGUAUGGAUUCUGUCGUCAUUAGCUGGAUCAAUGAUAGAAUUUCUACCCUUGGAACAAAAGAAAUUCUAUGGCAUAAUUGUAACUGUCGCAUUCUUCUUCACACCACUCAUCGUUAUUUUGGUAGCUUAUGGUACGAUCUUUCACAUAGCUAGAGCGCAUGCACGAGGCAGAGGCGUCAGUUCGUUCAAAAAGGUACUAUGCUAUGCUAUUGCUAUUGAUAGUCACGGGAAAUCUACCACUGGACCGCAGUCUGUAUGAUCAUUGUCAUGUCUACUUUUUCUCGACUGUACCCAGUGCUGAAUGCCAGUGAUNAGAAAUUCUAUGGCAUAAUUGUAACUGUCGCAUUCUUCUUCACACCACUCAUCGUUAUUUUGGUAGCUUAUGGUACGAUCUUUCACAUAGCUAGAGCGCAUGCACGAGGCAGAGGCGUCAGUUCGUUCAAAAAGGUACUAUGCUAUGCUAUUGCUAUUGAUAGUCACGGGAAAUCUACCACUGGACCGCAGUCUGUAUGAUCAUUGUCAUGUCUACUUUUUCUCGACUGUACCCAGUGCUGAAUGCCAGUGAUCAUAGUCCAUGUUUUGGUAAUAUGUUACAAUCUCAUGAAAAUUAUACCUAACGUUAUUAAGAAACAUAUAUACAGUCAAACCUGUAUUAUGCAGUCACCCUUUGGGAAUGGCUUACCGACCGCUUAAUACAGUUUGACGGUUUAAUACAACUUUGACAAACCUGAGAGUUGUUCAAGCAAAUAAAGAUGGUGAAAGAGCGAACCCGCGACAAAACUACCUCAAAGUGCCUCUACCUUUUCUUGUGCCAGAAAAGGAAGUAAGAGACCAGUAAACGCCAACAUUGUGCAUAUUGUCAAAGUGACCGUCUAAUAGUAACGUAACCGCCUAAUGGAGGUAACCGCUUAAUUCAUUUCAGAAGUUUUACAGUAACUGAGGGAAAUGAUUUCCGGGAUAUAGUCAAACCUCUUCUGACAGACAGCUCUAUUACUUACAGCUCACUUGCUCCCAAAGAUAGUACACUUCAUACAGUUCCUAUGGGUAUAAUAAUGGACACCUUAAUUGUGCGGACUUAUGACUUUGUCCCUUUGGUAUUCGCACCGUAAAGAAGUUUCCAUGCAUUCCCUGUGGAAGAUAUAAAGUAACUUAGCAUGAUAAAUACACUACACAAAUACAAGUUGUUAAAACUGUACAGGGACAGCAAAUCAAAACACUUCCAAAUACUCUAACCGCCCUCGUCGCAUCGCGUUCAUCAGUCGUCGGAUUUUGUCGACCACGUUAUCUUUCAUUACUUGACUAUUCAAUGACGCUUAAUAUUGGUGUUGAUUUUAGGCACGUGCACUAUCCCCCUUUAAUGUAGGGUCAACACUGUCAAAUCUCUACAAACAUUAGCAACAAACAGUUCUUAAUCAGUUUCAUGGAGUGACGUACACAUACACGUACACAUACAAUAUUACUAAUGAAAAAGAAACAUUACUAAUGACGGCUAACCAACAGUGGUGUGCGCAACACAAAGAAACGCACAUUGAACAGCGCAAUAUGAUAGUCACUUGACGGGAGACCACAAAAAAAAAACUAUAAAGAAGUACGACUGACAAAGACUAAGACAAAGUGAAUUUUCUCGUUGGUCAGAUAAUUUUCACUGACGCUUGUCUUCUGUUGUUGUUCUUGAUGUUUUUUUUCUUUGCUCUCUUUUUCUGCCUUCAAUCUUUUGAUUGAUCUGAAUUUUUGCACACAUGAGUAGAUUAUUUGUCGUUUUUACCAUUGAAAUGGACGUUCUUUUCACACCGUGUUUGGUAUGCUUUAAUGAUUUUAUUAUAAGCCACAAUUUAACGAUGUUGCUUUUGUUUCAGGAUUUGCGCAUUGCUACAACAGUAGCCGUAGUCAUUGGCCUUUUUGUCAUCUGCUGGACUCCAUUUUUUGGCUUCAACUUCGCGUUCGCGGUUUGUAUAGCCACACUGUUCAAGGGAGCUGGUUGUCCAGGCCUUAUGACUUUGCCAAAGUGGAUUUUUUCCGUAAGCAAGUGGCUUCAGUACGGGAAUUCGGUUUGUAAUCCCGUUAUUUAUGGCUUCCGCAACAAAGAUUUUCGGCGAGCGUUUCGAAAAAUUUUACUCGGAUUGUGCUGUAAAAAGGUGCGGCUGUCAGAUUACAGCAAGAGCGCGUACGGACGCACGGUACGAAGCGCUUACUUACGCCGAGAAUCAAGCUUUGAAAACUCGCGAUCAGUCAUUUUCCCUUCCAACGUACCGCUUGGAAUGUUUGACAUGCGGGACAGCUACCGUAAGGCGAUACAAAGCGGACGCAGCAAGCCGAUUAAGCUUAAAUUUACACCAAAGAAAAGUGUGGCAAAUGGUCUGCUAUCGAUAAACGUUGACGCCUUUCGCACUUCAAAUGAAUUUACUUCCAGUACGAGUGUCUGGACUUCGUCUUCCGAGGCUUCCGUCUCUCCAGCAGAGCUUUGUAACCCUGCCUUCGAGGAGGACGAUCAAACCGAUAUCUGCCCUAUUGAUCAAGCGAUACCAGUGAGAGAUUCUAACGAUAACAUCUCCUCAGAAUCAACUAAUUCUAUGUAUAAGAGAUCCUCAAAAGGGUCGGUGCAUAGCGACCGAGCCUAUAUUCGAUUUUCGGAUUCCAAGACCAAGGAAAAGGAUAGCGAACCCAAAACCGUUGCUAACCUUGGUUCUGCUUUGGACAGGAAAAGGUCAUUAUCGGAGAUAUUUUUACGUACGAGUAGUGCAAAAGACAGUCUCAAAAGAAAACUGCGGUCGUCAUUUUCUUAG
Porites evermanni is the source of this 4527-nucleotide messenger RNA. The record is from the annotation of a GenBank genome assembly. NCBI's taxonomy places the organism in Eukaryota, Metazoa, Cnidaria, Anthozoa, Scleractinia, Poritidae.